This is a messenger RNA of Penicillium salamii, 3876 nucleotides long. The record is from the annotation of a GenBank genome assembly. Lineage: Eukaryota; Fungi; Ascomycota; Eurotiomycetes; Eurotiales; Aspergillaceae.
AUGGCCGACCUACACUCUCCGGCCACGGCGCCGUCGAAACACUCGAGACAAUCAACAGAAUUCAAGUCACAUACCCCAAAAACUCGAUCACGAUCAAGGCCUUCCCGUCGACGGGACUCGUCGUCUGUCCCCUCGUCACCGCCUGGUCUCCCAACCCCCGCAUUCUCCCCUGAAGGCCAGACGGACGGGCAGACGGACGAUGACGACCUCGUCGAAGAUACGCUAUCGCCUUUUGAUCCACGGAGGAUCACACCCACGCUCCAUGCCUCGCUGGUAUCGGAAAUUCUGUCGUUGCGACGCGAGAUCGAAAAUAAAACCAAGGCUAUCGAUGGACUAGAAGAGAGCUUGGAUCAGUCAAGGACGGAGACAGAAACACUGUCCGCGAGUUUCACACAGGUUACUCGGGAAGGGCGGUCCUUAAAACACCAAAUCCAACUACUGGAAGGUGGGGCAUCAUCUGCGAUGAACGAGUUGGUUCGGGAGCGCGAUGAAGCAGUCGAAAACAUCGGUGAAGUCCGCAAGAAGCUUGACCAAGCGCAGAAGAAAACGCGCAGUCGAGAUGAGGAACUCGAGCGCAUUCAGGAGAUGUGGAAUCGAGACCAAGACUCCUGGGCCGAUGAGCGACGUGCCUUGGAACGAAAAGUCCAUAUAGUAGAGGGUCGCUUGAAGACUGUCUUGGGUGAGUUCGCGGCCGCCCAGGAAGUCGCGACUAUGAAUUCGAAUUCCCAGCGAAGCGAGAACUGGGAUGGCGAUAAGACCAAGGAAAGUGACUCUGCGAGCAUCGCGUCCAGUAGCUUUGGCCGCCGGCGCACGAGUGUGACUACUGUCAGCUCGGACGACGGGGAAUUAACAUCCGGGUUCCAUAAUGUGCGAUACUCUGUUAUGAGUGUGGCUCCUGGAGCCAACAGCUCGGGGUUGAAUCUGGCGGAGGAGCUCGACUUCGAUGAGGAGGAUGAGUUUGUUCCAUCUGAUGAUGAGACCCCCGCAUCUCCAGAGGCUCUCCCUGAGGAGCGCCCGAUGUCUGUUCACUCCCAGGCAUCGCAUAGCGUCUCAAUCAAAGCCAGGAAACUUCUUGGUCUGUCUAUGCAGAGCGUGAACUCCCCCGUCGCUUCAGAGUUCCGUGUCCGGGAUAUCGAUCCAGACAGCCCAACGAAGGAGACCAAGGUGGAUGCGAGCUACUGUGAUAUUGGUAUCCAGUACUCGCCCCCUCCAUCUCCUAGGAUCGCGCCCGUGACAUUGGAGAAAGAGGAAUUCAGACCUUUGGACGGCCCGGAGCCGACCAAGCAAGACGAGAGAAUUGUACUUGAGACGAAAGAUGCUACAACGCUAACGAUUGCAACUGAAAUGGUUUCGUCUGCAUGCCAGACUGUCGGUGAACUCCCAAGUCCCCCCUGGACGCCCAAGGUGGAAGAUUCCCCCCCUCCAGUUGAACUCCCACAACCGACGCAAAUGACAUCGGUAUCUACACAGACGGAUGUAGAACCUGAAGUCAUGCAAAACGAGAAGCGCACCAGCUUGUCGCCGAACGAUGUCCCACCCCAGAUGGACAUUCCAGUAAUCACGAUUCACGCACCUGGCUCAGAGCCAUCUUCGCCCCGCAACAGCGUUGUACUACCACCCCAAACCAAGAAUGUCGGGUGCCAGGUCAACUUCAGAGCGAUUGCAGAUUGCCAAUCUGUCGCUAUUCAAACGGAGGAGAUUCGUAUUGAUCAACGGCCCGUGAAACUGCCCGCCAGCUUGCUUCCUUCCGCUAUUCAGGAUACACUCCCCCGCCCCGGAUCUCAAGAGUCCACUCUCGAGUCCUAUGCCGCACCGCCUGUCCCACCGCGUUCCGAAAAGCGAAAGCAGAGACGUGCAGCAACCGAUCCUGUGAACCAGCCCAGUGAACCAAGCCUGGGUCAUGUGCAGGCCUACCCAGGCAACAACGACAAUGGCCCCUUGACAGAUGGUGCAUUGUCCAAUAUUCGGCGACCCCUGCGAUCUAGCAGUCUUUUCGCUGGUUUCGAGCAUAACAGCGAUGAUGAAGAUCCCCACGGAGACCGCGAUGUCUUCACUGAUGACGAGCUUCUCAAUCGGCCAUUUGCUUCUUACACCGUCAGUCGUGGCAAGCUAGUGAAUGCCAAGUCAAGACCCAGCCUAGACAGCAUUCCCCUUCCCGAAAUCGACGAGCAACUCUCGAGUCCCGACUCAAUGCCACCCGUCAUCGGCCGCUCUCGGCCAUCUCAGAGAUCCAGCACGGCCUCCUCGAGCAUCCGUCAACCUGGCAUGCGCAAGAUGGCCAUGAUCUCUAGUGGAGCAGCCGCACAUCAAAGGACCUUCGCUCGGACUUCGAGCGAACCUAGUCUGGACAGCGGCAGUGCAGGCUCGAGCAUUGCGCCGCCAUUCCCUGUUCCAAUGCGACUGAGCUCUCGCAAGGUCCCGCUCAGCGGCAGCGAAGGCCCUCCAAGCCCGACGCGCGCAGGUGGUAGGAAGUUCUCGGAUACGAGCGGACAAUCGCUAGUGAGACGACCAACUCUCCGUCGCGUGCGAUCUGCUGCAGCCAUGUCCCAGUCUGAGCUCACCGAGCGACCUGAGACGCAGUCUUCACCAUCACGAUCGAUUUCAACCUUCUCGCCGGGGUCACCCACAUACCGACCGUAUCGGCCACCGCCAUUGCCGUUCGAUGAUAUCACGGCACCGGGUGAGCGGCGGGUAUCUCAUAAACGCGCCUCGCACCGCGCGACCCCGUCUUAUAGAAGCCAAAAUCAGCGUGAACGCCAAGACUCCAUUGGUGGUGUGCAGCCAACCAGUGUUGUUGAUGCGAUUGCGCAAACGAUGGUGGGCGAGUGGAUGUUCAAAUACGUUCGUCGGCGCAAGUCCUUCGGAAUGGGCGAGUCGAAGGAUAACUGGGAAGGCAAGAACCCGGACGAGGUCUCCGCAAAUAUCACCAACAGCGGCGUGCGCCACAAACGGUGGGUGUGGCUGGCUCCAUAUGAAGGCUCCAUUAUGUGGAGUAGCAAACAGCCCACCAGCGGUCCAGCACUACUGGGCAAGAGUGGUCGAAAGUUCACUAUACAAUCCGUGCUCGACGUCAAAGAUGACAAUCCUCUACCCAAGGGCACCUCCCCAGCCCCAUUCAACCGCUCCAUCCUCGUUCUCACUCCGCAACGCGCCCUGAAAUUCACCGCCCUAUCAAUCGAGCGCCACUACGUCUGGCUAACGGCCCUCUCCUUCCUAAGCCACUCGGCAAUGGGCCUGCACGAUCUCGCAGCCCUCCCCCCAAUCCCAACCGAAGAGCCAGCCCAAUCAAACAGCACACUACGCCGGAAUCCAAUCCGUGAUUCCAUCCGCGUCGCCAAAGGCCGACCCCGACCCCUCCCAGGCAAAAGAUUCGCCAGCGCAGGACCCCCCUCCGUCCCCGAACUACCAAAAGAAAGCCUCGAGCUGGCCGCCGACCCACCCAACGUGCCCCGCUUCUCCCACAACCGCAAACGAAGCAACACAGCACCCCGUCCAGCCCUCCACGCCCUCCGCAGCUUCUCCAGCCAAGGCACCAUCCCCUCCUCCCACAGCGGCACCAUCUCCCCAGAACUCCAUUUCCCAGCCAUGGCCCCAAUCCCCAGCAUAAGUCGCCGGAGCAGUGUCCGACGUCCCUCAGAGGCCUCCGGCGCCCCCAGCGUCAGCAGUAACAUGUUCGACAUGGGCACCAUGCGCAUGGAAGCUUUCAUCGACCACCACGCCGAACAAAUGAAUCGGCCCCGUCCCGCCCCGCGCGAGCGACACAUCCGCAAAACCUCCAGCCAGUGGAGUGAGCGGAGGUACGAGUUCGAUACGCCCUCCGUAGUCGAUAGUGAAAUAUCCUACCGACCAGGCUCCGAUCCCUUCCGCGGCUUCUAA